This is a messenger RNA of Heterostelium album PN500, 1590 nucleotides long. RefSeq lists its product as uncharacterized. NCBI's taxonomy places the organism in Eukaryota, Evosea, Eumycetozoa, Acytosteliales, Acytosteliaceae. Bases 1 to 1590 code for a protein of 529 amino acids. Gene Ontology annotation, molecular function: protein binding. The transcript has 4 exons. The record is from RefSeq and is a predicted model, not a curated record.
AUGGAAUUGAAUGUCUUUACUUUCUUUUCUGUAGACUGUGGUAAUAGUAAUAGUAAUAGUAAUAGUAUAAAUCCAAUGAAUUCAUUUAAAAUAAUACUUCUUUCAUCAAUAUUGAGAAACAAGAUAUUUUCAUAUGUUAAAGAUAUUCAUGAUCAAAAUGGAUAUAGUGGAGCUUUUAGAUGUGAUUGGUAUGAUCUUGGUUGUUUUCCUCAUCUCUUAAUUAAAUACAAUUAUAAUCAAAGAUACAAAGAUAUAUACAAUACAAUCAUUAAAGAUAAUGUUAAUAAUAUGAAUCAAAAAAAUAAAAAGAGGAAUAGUAAUGAUAGUAAUCUUACAAUCAUCGAUUUCCAAAGAUUAUAUCUAUUGUCACUUAAAAAAGUAUUUAAAAGUGGAAAUUACGAAUUGGUAGAGUUCCUUCAUCAAUCGUUACCACCGAAACUGUUUCGCGAGCAUGCUCGCUUUUCGAUUAACAAUACCAGUCUGCAAAUCAUUGAAUAUCUUCAUAGCAAAAAUGUCGGUUGUUUCAAUCAGGGCGUGAUGGAUAAAGCUGCGGAACUCGGACGAUUUGAUAUUGUAAAGUUUCUCCAUUACAAUCGAUCGGAAGGAUGUUCUAGAGCUGCACUUGACUCUGCAUCUAAAUUGGGUAGUCUCGAAAUGGUUAAAUUCCUCAGUGAAAAUCGUACCGAAGGAUGUUCGGCUCUGGCAUUCAAGAGUGCUUCAAUCAAUGGAGAUUUGGAAGUACUGAAGUAUCUAGUUGAGAAUAGACCGGAACAAUGUCCGGUGAAUCUCAUUGAUGAAAUCAGUGCAUGUGAACGUAGUCUUCCUAUAAUUCAAUAUCUUUUGACAAACAACAGCAGUGUUAAACAAAAGAUAACUAAAUCGGCAAUGGAUGCCGCAGCGAGAAAUGGUCACUUGGAAAUUAUCCGAUAUCUCCAUGAGAAUACAAGUGCCCAAUGUUCAAAAUCGGCUAUGGAUGGUGCAGCGAAUCGCGGGCACCUUGAAACUGUCCGUUUCCUCCAUUUUAAUCGAUCGGAAGGUUGUUCAGCUCUUGCAAUGGAGGUGCGCCUAAAUUUAAACGAUUGUCCAGCUGAUUCAAUGAACUGUUUUGCGAAACAUAAAGAUACAUCGACACUUCAGUGGUUUAAAGAUAACACAACAUUGCAACUCUCAUCGAAAGCCUAUAUAAAUGCAAUCGAGAGUAACCGAUUGUCGAAUCUCGAAUGGAUUCACGAGAAUACUAAACUUCCAUUCCCAGCGGAAGCAUUGGAUAUUGCUGCAACGAAUUCAUUUUACGCCAAUCUAGACAUUGUAAAGUAUCUUCAUGAUCAUGGGGCGUCUUGUACGACCAGAGCAAUGAAUAACUCCGGUAGCUUUGAAAUAGCAUCGUUUUUAUAUCACAAUAGAACUGAAGGUUUUACCCAUCUUGCAAUGGAGAAUGCAAUUAGGUUAGACAAUAUUCAAAUGAUAAAAAUUCUAGCAGAAAAUAGAUCUGAAUAUCAUAUUGUUACUGCAAGUAGUUUCACGGAAAUUACAAGAUCAUUCUAUUUUAUUGCAAGACUCAAGCUAAUAAGAUUACACAAAAAAUAUUAA